UCAAAUCGUUUGAGGGGGACGAGUCAUAGACAUAGUAAUGGUGGAUUACUCUGUCAUGAAAAGGAAAAGAAAUUAAAACAAAAAUUGCGUAUGUCUACAGCUUGAUUAGGUAGGCUUUGAAUUUCACAUGGAUAGAUUAAUAUUUAAUUAGUAGAGCUGACUGCUCGUGUCAAAGCAUGCUGAUGCAGUGUUCAAUCCAAGAAAUUAAAAUAAGGAUCCCAUAAAAAGUAGAGAUUGUUUUAGUGGGAGCAAACUCAGCCUAUGAGAAUCUUGGUUCUCUCACAUAAAAGUAUUUGAAACUUUGUUUUCUUUCUCCUCCCCCAUUAUUACAAAUCUUGUACCUUCUCUCAAGAUUCAAUUUUUUUUUUCCAUCUUUCUGCCUUUUUCCUGUUACUUUUUCUCAUGAAAAGGCCUCUACUAGAAAAUAUACCCACCCCCUUUUUAUAUUUUCCAUCAUAUCCACCUCAGAUUUCAAACUCCCUUAUAAAACUGUGGAGAGGGGUUUUUGCACAGCUGAAAUGGGUGUUUCUUGGCUGCUCAGACAGCAGCUUACAGGGCUAACUGCCAAGAAGUCUGGUGGUAAGAAUCUGACAAAAUGUUGUUUGACUAGGUGCAGUUGUGUGCCUAUUAUGCUACUGUUUUUGUGCUCUGUUUUUUGUGGAGUGUUUUGUGAUGAUUCUACCAUGGCCUCUGUGCCUAUUGGUUUUGAGGUUAAUGCUUUUGAUAGGGAUAAGGUUUGGGUGUCUGAAAAUGGGGUUUUUGCAUUUGGUUUCUUGGAGGUAGAUGGUGAUGGCGGGGAUGAAUAUAUGGUUGGAAUUAUGUAUAAUCUUGGUGAUAAAGCUGCAAAUUUACCUGUUUGGACUGUUGGUAGUGGAAUUAGGGUUCCUGUGAAUUCCACAUUUAGGUUUGCUAUGGAUGGGAGGCUGGUUUUGAUCAAUAAUUACAGUAGAACCACUCUGUGGAGUAGCAAUACCUCCAAUUUAGGUGUGCAAAAAGCUAAUCUUUUGGACAGUGGGAACCUAGUACUCUUGAGUAGCAAAGAUGAGGUUGUCUGGGAUAGCUUUGGUAGCCCCACGAACACGCUGCUCCCGGGCCAAUCGAUUCAUUUCCCUCAAAACCUUAGAGCCCUACCAACAAGAUUGAUAGCUAGUUACUACAAUUUGGUGAUUAGGCAGGAUGGAGAGCUUGCACUUGUGUGGGAGUACAAUGUGACCUAUUGGAAGAGCCCCGUUGGCUCUAAAGAAGCUAGGUUCGACUCUAAUGGCGUCCUAGGGUUGUAUGAUGGUAGUGGCAAGGUUGUCUGGUCUGUUUCCCCUGAGGAUCUUGGUGAUCCCUCCACGAGGUUCAGACACCUUAGGAUCGACAGAGAUGGGAACUUGAGGAUUUACUCGUGGGAUGGUGAUAGCCGUGGAUGGAGAGCAGUUUGGCAAGCAGUUAAGGAUCAGUGCUCCGUGUUUGGCUCGUGUGGCUCUUAUAGUGUUUGUGGGUAUAACUCCUCAGCGCCCAUGUGCGAUUGUUUGUUCUCCGAUUCCUUAGAGUCUGGCGUUGGUGGAAGUCCCGCGUUGGUCUCGGGUGGUGUAGGGUGCAAGAAAAUGACUGACUUGGGAAAUUGCAGGAUGAAUACUAGCAUUUUGGUCUUGAAACAGACGGUGCUUUACGGCCUCUAUCCAUCGCACGAUCUUGAGAUGCCGUUGAGUGAGGCAGCGUGCAGGGAGUACUGCGUGAACGACUCCACUUGCAUUGCUGCAACCUCAAUGAAUGAUGGCUCGGGCCAGUGCACCAUAAAACAGACUACAUUUAUCAGUGGAUACAAGACUCCUGACAUCCAUGCUGUGUCUUUCUUGAAAGUGUGCUCGGUUCCGUUAGCUGUUCCAACCGAUCAAGGCUCCAGACGGCAUGGGAGCACUGAGCCGGGCAGCCCACCUGCAGGGAGAGGGAGCGGCAGGUGGCUGGUAGGGGCUAUAGCAGUGGUGGUUCUGCUCACAGUUCUGGUGAUACUGAGCUUUCAAGUCCUAGUUUUCGGGCUUCUCUACCGUAGGAGAAGGAUCAAGGUUCGGACAAGGAUUCCCUUCGGCAAAGAUGCUCAGAUGAAUCCACAUUACAGCGUGCUCAUCCGAUUAUCGUUUGAGGAGAUCAAGGAGUUAACAAACAACUUUGCUAACCAGAUUGGGACCUCAGUUUUCAGAGGUGUGCUCCCAAACAAGACACCUAUAGUUGCCAAGAUCUUGAAAGAUGUCAUUGUCUCGGAGAAGGAGUUUCGCGUGAAGGUCACCACGUUGAGUGGCACGCACCACCGGAAUCUCGUGUCUGUGAAAGGGUUCUGCUUCGAAGCAGGAAACAAGUGCCUGAUCUAUGAGUACGUCCCCAAUGGCUCGUUGGAGAAGUGGCUGUUCGGGUCCAAGGAGGACCAGAAGCAGCGCGUUUGGCACCAGAGGAAACGCGACAUUGCCCUAGGGGUGGCGAGGGGGCUCGCUUACCUGCACUCUGAGUGUCAGAAAUGCAUAGCUCACGGCAAUCUGAAGCUUGAAAAUGUGCUGCUAGAUGAGAACAUGAACCCUAAGCUAACGGAUUUCGGGCUGGAGGAGUUCCUCGUGCCUCCCUCCUCGUCUCCCGAGUCCCCAUCAGAGCGCGACAUAUACAUGCUUGGGGAGAUGCUGCUGCAGAUUGUCACGUGCAGGAGAGACGUUGGUGGAGAGAACGUUGAUGGGAUAGUCGAGCAGCUGGAGCAAGACGACGACUUGGAGAGGAUUGCAAGAAUCUCAUUUUGGUGCAUGCAGGAUCAGCCGUUUCUGAGGCCCUCCAUUGGGGAGGUAGUGAAGGUGCUCGAGGGGACACUCUCGGUCGACCGGCCCCCGUCCCGUUCAGGCCCUCGCCACCACCACCACCGGCGAGGUGUGGAGGAGGAGAUAGAGGCCGAAUGCUAGUGCGAAUAGGGUCACAUUUCUAACUCCAGCUCCUAACCUCAUUUUUGUUCAAAGGGAAUGGUGCUUUUUCCACUUUUUCCAGAUUAAAUGUGUCUGGUUUUCUUGUAAACAAACCUCUAAUAUCAGCUGCAGGAAUUCGCCUUUCUUUUUCUUCA
Molecule: messenger RNA, 3079 nt
Organism: Salvia miltiorrhiza (redroot sage)
Lineage: Eukaryota; Viridiplantae; Streptophyta; Magnoliopsida; Lamiales; Lamiaceae
Product: G-type lectin S-receptor-like serine/threonine-protein kinase SD3-1
Exons: 1
Coding region: 519-2924 (801 amino acids)
Biological process (GO): protein phosphorylation; recognition of pollen
Molecular function (GO): ATP binding; protein serine/threonine kinase activity
Source: RefSeq, a predicted model, not a curated record